GAGGCGGCGGAGCGUGAUGGGCGCCUGACGCCCGGCCCGUCCCGCCGCCGAGGGACGAUGGCGCGGCCCCGCGGCGGGCGGUGGCUGCUGGGUGUCCUGCUGGCCGUGUGCCGCCUCGCCGCGCCGCUCGCCAAGAGCCUGGAGCCGGUGUCGUGGAGCUCCGCGAACCCCAAGUUCAUGACUGGGAAGGGGCUGGUCAUCUACCCAGAGAUUGGGGAUAAACUGGACAUUAUCUGCCCCAAAGCGGAGCCAUCCAAGCCUUACGAGUACUACAAGCUGUACCUGGUGAGGAAGGAGCAGGCGGACGCCUGCAGCACCGUCAUGGACCCCAACGUGCUGGUGACAUGCAACCGGCCCGAGCAGGAGAUCCGCUUCACCAUCAAGUUCCAGGAGUUCAGCCCCAACUACAUGGGCCUGGAAUUCAAGCGGCAGCAGGAUUACUUCAUCACAUCCACUUCCAACGGCACGCUGGAUGGCCUGGAGAACCGGGAAGGAGGGGUCUGCCAGACACGCUCCAUGAAGAUUGUCAUGAAAGUGGGGCAGGAUCCCAACGCAGUGAUCCCAGAGCAGCUGACGACGAGUCGGCCGAGCAAGGAGUCGGAUGACACCAUGAAAGUUGUCACGCAGAGCCCACGCAGCAAGGUCCCGGCGGUGGAGGAGCCCGGCAAGCCAGGCUCCGUCAACCAGGACGGCCAGGAGACCCAAGGUCCCAGCGAUGGCUUCCUGAGCUCCAAGGUGGCCGUGUUCGCGGCCAUCGGCGCCGGCUGCGUCAUCUUCAUCCUCAUCAUCAUCUUCCUCGUUGUGCUCCUGAUCAAGAUCCGCAAGCGGCACCGGAAGCACACGCAGCAGCGAGCCGCAGCCUUGUCCCUUAGCACCUUGGCCAGCCCCAAAUGCAGCGGGAACGCGGGCUCGGAGCCCAGCGACAUCAUCAUCCCCUUACGGACUACAGAGAACAACUACUGCCCGCACUACGAGAAGGUGAGCGGGGACUACGGGCACCCCGUCUACAUCGUGCAGGAGAUGCCCCCGCAGAGCCCAGCCAACAUUUACUACAAGGUGUGAGGAGCAGCCUGGGAACGACCGAUGCAGCAGCGCGGGAGCGCCGGGCGCGGGGCUGGCGCCGCAGGGAGGAAGCGAAACGUCCCCACCCCGGCACGGCGCGGGCAGCGCCGGGAGCGGCGCCGGGGAGCGGAGGGCUCAACGCUCACGUGCUGAUUCUCCCCUUUGUAUUUAGUUUUGUAGUUCUCAGCUUUUGUAAUCCCGAGACUCUGAGGGUGAGCCUUCAGCCUCCUCCUCUUCUUCUCCAGACUGUGGCCGGCCGUGGGGGGCGGGCGCCGUGCCUUUCUGUGCUCGGGACACCGCUGGCAAACCCGGAGACUCCACCUUCCCUUUGUGGUUUGGGAUUUCCCCGCUCCGGCCCUGUGGAAAGUGCCCGCCAGCGCUGCAGGGUCCCGGAGCCUGGAGCGACGCCGGGGCCUCAGUCCCAGGAGCAGCGAGCGCACAGGGGGAUGAGGAGGAGGAGGAGGAGGAUGCUUUGCCAUGGUGCCAAGAUGCAGACAACUGUGCAGGGAGGAAGCUGGCAAACCCGAUUUACUACUACUACUAUUAUUAUUAUUAUUAUAAUUAUUUUAAUUUUUUUGUAACAUUUUUAUUUUUGUGAAUUCCGGGCGGGACUCCGGCCCGCCACCUCUGGGCACACGCCAUCACCUCCUUCCAGCACAUCAUCCUGCCGGCCACGGGGCAGAUCCCGCUCCCCCCACUGCCCCUGGAAACUUUUGUGUUCGUAGCUGUUGACUCUUGUUUUAGUCUCUUUAUAAAAAGAAAGAAAAAAAAAUUCUAUCUCCA
Molecule: messenger RNA, 1845 nt
Organism: Lonchura striata (white-rumped munia)
Lineage: Eukaryota; Metazoa; Chordata; Aves; Passeriformes; Estrildidae
Gene: EFNB1
Product: ephrin B1
Biological process (GO): axon guidance; ephrin receptor signaling pathway
Cellular component (GO): plasma membrane
Molecular function (GO): ephrin receptor binding
Source: RefSeq, a predicted model, not a curated record